This is a messenger RNA of Penicillium vulpinum, 216 nucleotides long. RefSeq lists its product as uncharacterized. The record is from RefSeq and is a predicted model, not a curated record. Bases 1 to 216 code for a protein of 71 amino acids. NCBI's taxonomy places the organism in Eukaryota, Fungi, Ascomycota, Eurotiomycetes, Eurotiales, Aspergillaceae. The transcript has 3 exons.
AUGUCUAUCUAUGUAAGACCAUCAGUCGAGGUACAGGGCAAGCAAGGCAACGAUAUCAUUGAAGGUAACUUCGUCCACAUCAAGUUAAGAGGCGGGUCGCAUCAGGGCAAGGCCGAAACGACCAAGGAUCAAGCUAGUGCCCGACACAAAGGUGUGGUCAGCUACCCUAAGGGAAGUCCAACGUCAGCGAGGCAAUGCUUCUCAAUUUUUUUUUGA